This is a messenger RNA of Amaranthus tricolor (Joseph's coat), 740 nucleotides long. RefSeq lists its product as uncharacterized. The transcript has a single exon. The record is from RefSeq and is a predicted model, not a curated record. Lineage: Eukaryota; Viridiplantae; Streptophyta; Magnoliopsida; Caryophyllales; Amaranthaceae. Bases 137 to 571 code for a protein of 144 amino acids.
UCCUAUUCUUUUUAGUGUAGUCCGUUUUAGUGCUUUUCUUUCAUUAUAAAUGUGUUACAAAGUGAAAAAAAAACCCCACAAAUUUGCAGACACAGUAACCCAUCUUCAUAGCUAGUUUUUGUCGAAUUGAAUCUGGAUGUCUCAAUAUUCUGAUGUGCUUUUUGAGGUAAAUGAGCGGCCUGCGACUGAGCCCAUGGAAGCCACAUUUACAGGAGAAUUUAAGCAAAAUGACGAGCCACGGGAACCCCCAACCAGCGUAACGCCUGCUAAUCGAACAGUCUUUUUCCCGACUCACUAUCAAUUCUUCUCGCAUGAAGCUACGCAUCCGCAAGAAGAUAAUAAGGGUGAAAACUCACAGUAUCAUCAAGUCUUAAAGCCCACCCCGGUGCACUGGACAGGACCUGUGAAUUUUGAAGGACUUUUAGGAAUGUCACUUUUACCACGGCAGCUCUCACUAAAUCCUCUCAGCGUUCCAUCUCGAAAAUCCGCAUUUCAUCACGUCGGUGUCCCGGUCACUGUUAGCAAUUCCGAUCUGAUUGAAGCGAAGAAUAAUCCGAUUCAAGCAGUCUGACUGAUUUGAGUCCGUUUUGGUUCGUGUUAAUUGUUAAAUGUAGUGUGCUGCUGUACUGUGUAGCAGUUUAGGUAUUCUUAGUAUUUUUAGUUUUCUUUGGUUUUACAAUUUUGAGUAGGUGGGAACGAUUUAAUAUCAUUAGGGUAAUGAAAAUAUGUCGUAUAAUGAA